AUGUUCUGCGCACGGAGCCUGCUCAAACGUAGCCUCGGCCGCAUAUAUGCAUCAAGGUACUCUACGAAUGCGUUUUCUCCUCCACAGAAAGGCGAUCGAGUGAUCGUGGGUAUGUCGGGAGGCAUAGACUCGUCGGUCAGCGCCAAACUACUCGCCCAACAAGACUACGACCUCUCUGCCGUAUUCAUGCGCAACUGGGAUACGCGAGAUGAAUACGGCACCUCCGAGAAAGGGUGUGAGUGGGAGAAGGACUGGGCGGACGUGCAGAAAGUGUGCCGCGCGUACGAUAUCCCGUGCCAAAUGGUUGAUUUGUCAAAAGAGUACUGGACACGCGUCUUCGAGCCUUCGUUAAGGAAAUGGGAAGACGGAAUCACCCCGAAUCCAGAUGUUUGGUGUAAUCGAGAGAUCAAGUUUGGUGCUCUGCUCGAACACCUUCCUGUUCGAGAUCCGAAGAAGCCUCCGUGGCUGGCUACAGGUCACUACGCUCGAAGAGACUGGUCAUCUCCGCGGCCCCGACUGCUCAGAUCUGCCGACCCACGCAAGGAUCAAACCUACUAUCUAUCAUCCAUAACCGAGGGCGGACUUGCGAGCGCCCUUUUCCCCAUCGGACACUUGACCAAGUCAGAGGUCAAGGUGAUAGCCAAUGACGGAGUCAUGCCUUCAGAAGUACUGGAACGAGACGAAAGCAUGGGUCUGUGUUUCAUCGGACAGAAGAACCGCACAGACUUCAAGCAGUUCUUGUCUUCCUAUAUUCCUCCUUCUCCCGGUCCCUUGAAGCUGCUCACUUCGGGCAAGGAAGUGGGCAGACAUAACGGUCUCUGGUCUUUCACCAUCGGGGAGAACGUUCGUAUCAACGGGAUGCCUGAGCGCUUGUUUGCCGUGCGAAAAGACAUCCCAAGCAACACCAUCUUCGUCGGACCCGCCAGGGAGUCAGCAUUAUUGUGCUCGGCCGUGCAAUCGCAUGAUUUCACGUGGAUAUGGCCGGACGACCCACCGGAAGGGAUAUCAGCACCUGGAGGUGCGCGCUUGUUUGCUCAAGUCCGGCAUAAGAUGCCUCCAGUUCAAUGCACGGUCACGUCGAUGCACGACGAUGCGGUUCAAGUCGAUUUCGACGAAGAGCUGAAAGGCGUCGCGGCUGGACAGGUCGUAGCCUUGUGGGACGGAGACUGGUGUUUGGGCUGUGGGACUAUCUCGACUGCCAUGUAAUCGACCUCGCCAUCCUGGCACCGCUCUGACACAAGAAUGAAUCAAAACAAUAUUGCAUUCUAUGCACGGAAAUCUUCAUUCAUAAU
Messenger RNA from Mycena citricolor, 1292 nucleotides. The record is from the annotation of a GenBank genome assembly. Lineage: Eukaryota; Fungi; Basidiomycota; Agaricomycetes; Agaricales; Mycenaceae.